Molecule: messenger RNA, 357 nt
Organism: Protopolystoma xenopodis
Lineage: Eukaryota; Metazoa; Platyhelminthes; Monogenea; Polystomatidea; Polystomatidae
Source: the annotation of a GenBank genome assembly
UAUCCUCUUCUUAUCGGGAGCCUUUAUACUUACGAUAUCUUCGCCGCUACUCCAUGUUGUUCAGCUCGACUGUUGUGUAAUGUCUGUGGUCAAUUCGUCUUGUCGGCAAAUCGUCUUCAGGACCACUCUCCGCCCGGCAGUCAACGGAAAUGGACACUUUCUUCUACCGUCACUUCUGAUGACUCAGGUGCGGUGCUCAGUCAGUCCGGCAUGUCCGGCGAUGGGCCAAUUACCAGCGAAACCCCGCUUCCUUAUUACAGCCAAUAUAGUCUUGCCUACUCCUGUCGGCAAUGUGGUAACCAGGCCUACCACUUCGUAAAGCCAUUUGAGACCAGCUUUAUUUUUGUAGACCAUUAA